Entrophospora sp. SA101 is the source of this 2346-nucleotide messenger RNA. NCBI's taxonomy places the organism in Eukaryota, Fungi, Glomeromycota, Glomeromycetes, Entrophosporales, Entrophosporaceae. The record is from the annotation of a GenBank genome assembly.
AUGACAGAAAGAUAUUCAGCACUUAACCAAUUUAGAUAUAACUUUAAUUAUCAAAAUGAAAUAUUACAAAUGUUUUAUUGUCCACACGUUGAUUUAAUAGUUAAACAAGGAUCUCCCUUAGCUAAAAUUGGUUCUUCUUCUUUCAAGAAACAAAUAAUCAAUGGUACUUUACAUUGCAACUCUUGUGAUAUAAAAACUCCAAGAAUAUGGAUUUGUUUAAAUAGUAAUUGUUGUGUAAUAGUUUGUAAGAGAAACUCUCCUACAGGACAUUUGCAUACUCAUGUUGAAGGAUAUCAUAAGGGAGGAAAAAAAAACCACUGUCAUUGUAUAUUUGCAAAUCCACAUAAUUUAGCAAUAUGGUGUCAAGCUUGUAAUGUAGAAUUGAAUCCCUUUGAAAAGAAUUUCUUAUCAUUGGAAACGCAAAAAUUCUUAAAAACCAUUGUUAGAUGUCUGCAAGUUAAAAAACAUAAAUCACAUCAAAGUUUUAAUAAUCUAGCAAUUGAUGUUCCUGGUCUCGUUGGAUUAAAAAAUUUGGGAAAUACCUGCUAUGCAAGGCCAUCAUUAACAAAUUAUUUUAGUUAUUGUGAAUCAUAUAUACCAAAAUUUCACACUAGUACAAGAUUACAUGGAUAUAAAUUAGCUGAAAGGUUUCACAGGUUUUUUAGAUCAAUGUGGAAUGGUAACAGUGCAUUAUAUUCUCCAAAUGAUUUAAUUGAUGAGAUAAAAAAUUACAAUGAAGCUUUUCGAGGUUAUGGACAACAGGACUCUCAAGAAUUUCUUCCAAAAUCAUCAAGUUAUGCUAGAAGCAACAAUAGUCAUAAUUAUAAUAGUACCAAUGAUGUAUAUGAGUCAUCAUCUUCUGCUUUGAUCACAGCAAAUAAUUUUUCUGAUAUUGUUGAUAACCACUCACUUUCUACAAGUGUUAUAAGUAAUAUUUUUCAAGGGUUGCUUGAGAGCAAAAUUAGAUGUUUAAAAUGCAAAAAGGAUUAUUUCAAGGAAGAUCGAUUUUAUGAUUUAUCAAUUCAAAUAAAUAAAAAAUAUAAAUUAAGAAAUAUUGAUGGUAUUAAUUCUAGUACUUUAUCUAUGAGAUUAUUUGUUGGUACAUUAAAAAAAUCUCUUGGAAUUGGUGGUCAUACUGCAAGCCUUCAUGAUUGUCUAGCAGAAUUUUGUGCAACUGAAAAUCUUGCAGGCAAAGAUAAAUAUCGAUGUGAACAGUUCCAAUUUCCAAUGGAAAAUUUGGACAUGAGACCAUAUUGUAAGGAAUCAAUAUCAAAGAAAAAUUGUGAUAGUCCAGGUAUUAGUGAAAAACAAGAAUCAUUAAAAGUUACUAAAUAUGAUUUAUAUGCAUUAAUUCAUCAUCGUGGUGGCUUAUCUGGUGGUCAUUAUAUUGCUUAUGCCAAAAAUCCCAUUGAUGGGAAUUGGUAUGAAUUUGAUGAUAUGUUUGUCACUAAAAAAUCUGCUGAUGAGAUAAUGAAGAUCGAAGCUUAUAUAUUGUUCUAUAGUAAAAAAAAUCCUGAAAAAAAUCAAGAGAGAGUCUUAAUUCAGAAUCUAAUAAGGAAUAAUUCUGAAAUUUCUGAAAAUGGAACACACUGUUGGGUUUCAAGAUUAUGGUUUAAUAGAUGGCAAUUUAUGAUGACAAUACCAAUCAAUGUUUAUUCAAUGCUGGUUGACAAAUAUGGAACUGAUGGUAGUCCACCAUUGCUUAUAUCUGAUGUUAAAUCAGCAGGAUGUUCUAUAUGCCAGCAACAAGAAAGAUUAAUGGAUAAAAGACGUCAAAAAGAAGCUUGUGAUAUUCAAAAAUUAGACACAAGUUCAUUACAAAAAACAGAGUAUUGGUUUCUAAUUAGUUCAGUAUGGCUUCAAAAAUGGCAUAAUUUUAAAGCUGGAGCACCUCCACCAGGUCAUAUUGAUAAUACAACAUUUUUGAAAAAAGAUGGAACACCAAGACCUGGGAUGAAAAUAGGUAUUGAUUAUAGAGGAGUUAAUGAAAGGGUUUGGAGCUAUUUUGAAUACAUAUAUGGUGGUGGUCCUGUAUGUGUUAGAGCUGUUAUUGAUCUUUAUUCAUCGCCGUUAGACUUUGGAAACCCACAAACUAAAUCUAACAAUAGCAAUGUUGUAACAAGCCCAAAAACUUCAAAAUAUUCAUCACACCAAUCACACCAUUCUUCCAAUCAAGUAUAUCAAUCACGCCAACCUUCAAAUCAACAACAUCAAUCAUCUUAUUUGUCACAUCUAAUUCAUUCACCAAAUUCAUCACAUUUAAAUCAUUCAUUGCCAAAAAAUCCACCAUUAAAUCCAGCUUAUCCAGGAAAUUAUUAUAAAUAUGAUAAUCGACCAAGAUUUUAA